Messenger RNA from Drosophila nasuta, 1276 nucleotides. RefSeq lists its product as uncharacterized. The transcript is spliced from 3 exons. Gene Ontology annotation, biological process: apoptotic DNA fragmentation. Gene Ontology annotation, molecular function: single-stranded DNA endonuclease activity; RNA endonuclease activity; metal ion binding. NCBI's taxonomy places the organism in Eukaryota, Metazoa, Arthropoda, Insecta, Diptera, Drosophilidae. The record is from RefSeq and is a predicted model, not a curated record. Gene Ontology annotation, cellular component: mitochondrial inner membrane; nucleus. Bases 14 to 1072 code for a protein of 352 amino acids.
UCGAAGUCACAAAAUGAUCGGAAUACAUUUCGUGCUCGUCGCGUUACUUGUGGUGGAAAUCAAAGCCAAUUGUUUAGUUAGAGAUGCCGAUGUCUUGGCAACCAAUCGAAUAUUUGCCAAACGCGUCGGAUCUCAUCUUGAGUUACUUCGUAAUAAUCUAGUGCCAACUGGUGGCAGAUUGAGAUCAUUUUGUAGUUCCAGCGAUUUUGUGGAUUCCACUUGUCGAGCAAAUCGCAGAUUUUUUCCUGCAUUGCCAACGUCAAAUUGUACACGAAAACCCGAAGCAAUUGUUGAGUUGGUUGAUGACGAUAAGUGUCCUUUUAGCAUGUUUCGUGUGGGAUACAAAUUGAAUGCACAACAGUUUCUGGAAGUAUAUAGAAGUUGUUAUGACAUUGCAACACAAAGAUCUGUGUUUUCUAUUCAUGAAUUACAUCGUCACAAUCUAACCACAAAAUGUAUCGCCUCUGGCUUCACGACAGAAAAUGUGACUAUAUCUCGCUCGUUUCAGGCCAAGAGUAUACUAAAUAGGUUCAAUGAAAUUCUUGGAAAACAGAAUUACACAUCGAACGAUCGACAGCCUUAUCUGUUUAAUCGCGGCCACUUGACACCGGCAGCUGACUUUGGAUUUUGCGAACAUACGAAAGCGACUUAUAAAUACAUCAAUGUUAUGGCUCAAUUUUCCAACAUCAAUAACAGAAAUUGGAAAAGAAUUGAGCAUUGGGUACGCCAACUUCUAGCGCAUAAUGAGAAGCUAACAGUUUGUACCGGAGGUUUAGGAAUAUUGCAGCUGGAGAAUGAAUUUCAUAUGCCAACAAAUAUUUCGCUGGCAAGUCACAAUCGCAAUCCCGUCUACAAAUGGAUUUACAAACUCGUCAAAUCGAACACUUCCCAUUACGGCUUCCUUACAUACAAUAAUAUUUUCGAAGAUUACAGACCAAUGCCAAUAUGUAAUCCAAUUAUUUGUCCAGCAGAACUGAAAUUAACUCCAUCAGCUUUGGCUGGAUUUUCAUUCUGUUGUGAUGUUGAUGAUUUCAUUUCACGAUAUCUACGUCAUCUGCAAAGUGUUUGCUAAGCUUGUGACAUGUUUUCCAGUUAAGUUUAGUAUGACAGUUUUAAACAGAAGCGAUCAAUAUUAAUAAUAUUCAAUUGAAGAAGAGCAUAGUAAAUGAUUUUCAUUAAUUGCAUCUUAAUGGGAAUUUUGUACGUUUCUAAGCAUCGCUAGCAAUGACGAAGCAACUGAUAACCUCAUGUAUGUAGCUGGAAUUUCCCGCAUAGU